AUGAAUGAAUUAGAUAGCCUUCGCCAGGAGGCGGAAACUUUGAAAAAUGCUAUUCGAGAUGCAAGAAAAGUGGCGUGCGACACAAGUUUGGUCCAAGCAACAGCAGGAAUGGAACCAAUUGGUCGAAUACAAAUGCGAACAAGACGUACGUUACGUGGUCACUUGGCAAAAAUCUACGCUAUGCACUGGGGAAGUGAUUCAAGCAAUUACACAAACAGGAAUUUGGUAUCAGCAUCCCAGGAUGGUAAAUUAAUUGUUUGGGACAGUUAUACCACGAAUAAGGUCCACGCAAUUCCACUUAGGUCAUCCUGGGUAAUGACCUGCGCAUACGCUCCUUCUGGAAGCUAUGUUGCUUGCGGAGGUCUUGACAACAUUUGCUCUAUAUACAGUCUGAAAACUCGAGAGGGUAAUGUACGUGUUAGCCGUGAGUUACCUGGACACACCGGAUACUUAUCCUGUUGUCGAUUUAUCGAUGAUAAUCAAAUAGUGACCAGUUCUGGAGACAUGUCUUGUGCACUCUGGGAUAUAGAAACUGGCCAACAGUGCACAUCUUUUAUUGGUCAUACCGGGGAUGUAAUGUCAUUAUCAUUAGCACCAGACAUGAGAACUUUUGUUUCUGGUGCUUGUGACGCUAGCGCUAAAUUAUGGGAUAUACGUGAAGGUUCCUGCAAACAAACUUUCCCUGGUCAUGAAAGUGAUAUAAAUGCCGUUACGUUUUUCCCCAAUGGUUAUGCAUUUGCUACUGGAUCUGAUGAUGCAACUUGCAGACUUUUUGAUAUACGUGCUGAUCAAGAAUUAGCAAUGUACAGUCACGAUAACAUUAUUUGUGGUAUUACAAGUGUAGCAUUUAGCAAAAGUGGUAGACUUUUGUUAGCUGGUUACGAUGAUUUUAAUUGUAAUGUUUGGGAUUCUAUGAAAAGUGAACGUGCAGGAAUACUUGCGGGACAUGAUAAUCGUGUUUCUUGUCUUGGAGUAACCGAGGAUGGAAUGGCAGUGGCAACGGGAUCAUGGGACUCAUUUUUACGUAUUUGGAAUUAG
This is a messenger RNA of Cotesia congregata, 1038 nucleotides long. NCBI's taxonomy places the organism in Eukaryota, Metazoa, Arthropoda, Insecta, Hymenoptera, Braconidae. The record is from the annotation of a GenBank genome assembly.